GUGGUUUCUGAAAAGUGAUUGCAUUGGAAAAUGGUGCAACUGGCUGGAAGAAAGUAACUAUUGGAAUUUCGGCAUCCAUUCUUCAAAAUGGAGGAAACCAGCCUUCUGCAAAAUAUCAAGCACAAGGUGCCAACAAUGAAAAUUGAGGAUGUCAGAAUCUACCCUAACGUGCUCCAGAGAAUGAUGGCUGAAGUACAAGAGAUGAGAGAGAAGCAGAGCAACAUGGAUGCCAAAUUUGCAGAACUGAAGAAGUGCUUAUUAUUAUCAAGAUUUCCAGUGCUUAUUUCCAAAGUUUUUAAGUUUGAUUGCCUCUGAGUUUAGAAACUGAACUCUUGUUUUCCAUGGCACAUUAGUGAGUUUUACUUCUUUUAAGUAAAACCACAGCAGUGAAUCAAAUGCUUUAGUGCUUGGACUGCUGUUCAUGUUCCAAUGACUUGGAUCAUAUAACUCUGGCUGACUAGUAGACCACUGUAUAAAUCAGAAAUGAAGUCAUCAGCAUCCAAGACAGCCAUUCAGGUAUGAAUAAUAUAGCAGAUGGCUGUUUCUAUUUGACACUACAAAAAGAGAAAAGGAUGUUAAAUGCAUAGGUUCUGAAUUUAAGUACUCUAAUCUACAUUCCUGGCUUAUUUGCUAAUUCUUAGUAGCUUCAAGGAUAAUCUAUGAUUCCUUUCUCUGAAGAUGUUUUUUAAUUUUGUCUAUAAAAUGGAUACUUUAACAUAUUUUUCAGUGCUUUAUAAAGAACUAUAUAGUGCAUAAUACAGCAUACAAUGGCUCUAACAUUAAGGUAGUUGCUCAGGCAGUAGCAUUCAAAGGCGAAAUUUAUUUUUUUCAACUUUUAUUUUAGAUUCAGGGGGAUACAUGUGCAGGAUUGUUACUCGGGUAUAUUGUGUGAGGCUAAGGUGUAGGGUAUGAAUGAUCCCAUCACUCAGGCACUGAGUAUAGUACCCAGUAGUUAGUUGGGUUUGUUUUUUCUAUUUUAAUUUUUAUUGAGUAAUACUCUCCAGUUAAAGAGCAUACAUUUAAGGUUUACAACAUGAUAAUUUGGUAUACACACACACGUUUUAAAAUUAUCCUAAUGAAGCUAAUUAAUCCUUCUAAUUCAUAAACUUGGAAUAUCAUUCCAUUUAUCUGCAUUGUCUUUAAUGUCCUUAUUUACAUAUAUAUACACACACAUAUAUACGUACAUAUAUACACACACAUAUAUGUACAUAUGUACAUAUAUACACACACACAUAUAUAUGUAUAUAUAUAUACACACACAUAUAUAUGUAUAUGUGUAUAUAUAUGUACAUAUACAUAUAUGUGUGUGUGUAUAUAUAUAUAUUUUACUGUAAGUUCUGGGAUACAUGUGCAGAACGUGCAGGUUUGUUACAUAGCUAUACAUGUACCAUGGUGGUUUGCUGCACCUAUUGACCUGUCCUCUAAGUUCCUUCCCCUCACCCUCCACCCCCAAACAGUCCCUGGUGUGUGUUGUUCCCCUCCCUGUGUCCAUGUAUUCUCAUUGUUAAACUCCCACUUAUGAGUGAGAACAUGCAGUGUUUUGUUUUCUGUUCCUGUAUUCGUUUGCUGAGGAUGAUGGCUUCCAGCUUCAUCCACGCUCCUGCAAAGGACAUGAUCUAAUUAAUUUGUAUGACUGCAUAGUAUUUCAUGGUGUAUGUGUAUCACAUUUUCUUUAUCCAAUAUAUUAUUGAUGGGCAUUUGGGUUAGUUCCAUGACAUUCAUAUUGUAAAUAAUGCUGCGAUAAACAUGUGUGUGCAUGUGUCUUUAUAGAAUGAUUUAUAUUCCUUUGAUUUAUAUUCUAAAUAAUGCUGCAAUAAACAUACGUGUGCAUG
This is a messenger RNA of Symphalangus syndactylus (siamang), 1832 nucleotides long. Its product is annotated as heat shock factor protein 3-like. NCBI's taxonomy places the organism in Eukaryota, Metazoa, Chordata, Mammalia, Primates, Hylobatidae. The record is from RefSeq and is a predicted model, not a curated record.